This is a messenger RNA of Elephantulus edwardii (Cape elephant shrew), 2601 nucleotides long. It is a transcript of the gene ORC1, whose product is annotated as origin recognition complex, subunit 1. Lineage: Eukaryota; Metazoa; Chordata; Mammalia; Macroscelidea; Macroscelididae. Bases 1 to 2601 code for a protein of 866 amino acids. The transcript is spliced from 17 exons. Gene Ontology annotation, cellular component: nuclear origin of replication recognition complex. Gene Ontology annotation, molecular function: chromatin binding; ATP hydrolysis activity; ATP binding. Gene Ontology annotation, biological process: mitotic DNA replication checkpoint signaling; DNA replication initiation. The record is from RefSeq and is a predicted model, not a curated record.
AUGGCACGCUAUACCACAAGACUGAAGACCAGACCAACUUACUCAUGGGUUGGAAGGCCAUUGUUGGAUCGAAAACUGCGCUGUCUAACCUACAAGGAAAUGGCUGUGAAAAUGGAUGGUUGUUCAACUCAGAUUCACAUCCAAGUUGGACAGUUUGUGCUAAUUGAAGGCAAAGAUGAUGAAAAUCCAUAUGUUGCUAAAUUAAUUGAGUUGUUUGAAGAUGAAUCUGACGUUUAUUCCACAAAGCGUGCUCGAGUACAGUGGUGUGUCCGAUUUUGUGAAGUUCCUGUGUGUAAACAGCAUUUGUUGGGCCGGAAGCCUGGCGCACAGGAGAUAUUCUGGUAUGAUAACCCUGCCUGUGACAACAGUAUUAAUGCUGAGACCAUCAUUGGUCCCGCACGGGUAAUAGCUUUAGCCCAAAGUGAAGUAAUUCCUGAGGAUUUGAAAGAUGAAGAGACACUCUUUGUGAAACUAUCCUGGGAUGAGAAGAAGUUCAGACCACUGUCUCCAGAAGUGUUUUCAGAAUUGGAAAAACUCCAGGAAAGCAGCCCCAGGCAUCAGAAGCUGGUUGGAGCCAAGGCUCUGAUCGAAGAAAGUCCUGCAACCAAUAUAGAACAUGCAGUCAAAAGGAUUGAACCAAGACACUGUGCAUCUAAAGCUUGCCAAACUCCCACCCAUUCAGCUACUCCACUGGCAAGGAGGAGGCUGGAGCUCAGCAGUAAAGGCAACUCUAGGACUUCCCAGCAGACUGCCUCUUUGAGAUCUCCAGAAAGAACUAAGCAGAAAGUGGCCUGUGAGAUCACCUCACCUCGUAAGAGGCCUCAGCCUGAUGAACUUAAAAUUUCAUCUCCAGCUUUUAAAACCCUUUGUACCAAGGACACCUGGAAGUCUUCACCUGAAUGUCACAUGACCCUAAGGACCCGAAAGUCAUCUUUAAAAGCUACAAAGAUUAAUGAGGAACAACUGUCCCCCAUCAGAGGGGGACGGAAAUCCUUGGUGGUGUCAGAUGUGAUCCUGAAGCCACAGAACAACAAAAAGAGGGAGUCAGGAGAACCCCAACCUCAGAAUGAGGCUACAUCCACUCCACAUCGGGUUCGCAGAAAGACCUCUCUCUUGACUUUGAAUCUGAUUAAGCAGCAGCUUCGGUUUUUAGGUGGUGGUACAAAUGAUCAAGAAGAUAAAGAGUAUCUACCAGCAGCAGAGAUUUCAGACUCAAGCAGUGAGGAUGAAGAGAAAGAGUUUCCACCAGAGGCAGAGAAUUCAGACUUGAGCAGUGAGGAGGAGGAAGACGCUUCCGUGCCACCCCUCCGAAGGACACCCCGCAGAUCCUGGACCCUGCCAUCUUCCACAAAGUCAUCCUUACAGACUCCUUCCAGGACACCAAAGAAAAGGGUAAGACCUGUGCAUAGAACGCCAUGUCAGGCCACGCCCCAGAUCCGCCACCGCAGCCUCGCUGCCCAGGAUCCUGCCAAUGUGCUGGAGGAGGCCCGGCUGAGGUUGCAUGUUUCUGCCGUACCCGAGUCUCUCCCCUGCCGGGAGCAGGAGUACCAAGACAUCUACAACUUUGUGGAAAGUAAACUCCUAGACUGUACUGGAGGGUGCAUGUACAUCUCCGGGGUCCCUGGUACAGGCAAGACUGCCACUGUACACGAGGUGAUACGCUCUCUGCAGCAGGCAGCCCAAGAAAAUGAUGUCCCAUCCUUUCAAUACAUUGAAGUCAAUGGCAUGAAACUGACAGAGCCCCACCAAAUCUAUGUGCAAAUCUUGCAGAAGCUGACAGGCCAAAAGGCAACAGCCAGCCAUGCAGCACAGCUGCUGACAAAGAGAUUCUGCACACACAGCUUGCCUCAGGAAACUACCGUGUUGCUCGUGGAUGAGCUUGACCUCCUGUGGACUCAGAAACAGGACGUAAUGUACAAUCUCUUUGACUGGCCCACUCACAAGGAGGCCCGGCUAGUGGUCCUGACCAUUGCCAACACAAUGGACCUGCCAGAGCGAAUGAUGAUGAACCGGGUGGCAAGCCGACUGGGUCUCACCAGGAUGUCCUUUCAGCCCUACACUCAUAGUCAGCUGCAGCAGAUCCUAAUGUCCCGACUGAAGCAUGUGAAGGCCUUUGAGGAUGAUGCUAUCCAGCUGGUAGCCAGGAAGGUGGCAGCCCUCUCUGGAGAUGCCCGGCGCUGCUUGGACAUUUGCAGACGUGCCACCGAGAUCUGCGAGUUCUCCCAGCAGAAGCCAGGCUCCCCUGGCCUGGUCACAGUGGCUCACUUGAUAGAAGCUGUGAAUGAGAUGUUCUCAUCUUCCUACAUCGCUGCCAUCAAGAAUUCCUCUGUUCUGGAACAAGGCUUCCUGAGAGCCGUCCUUGCAGAAUUCCGUCGAUCGGGUCUGGAGGAAGCAACGUUUCAGCAGGUGUACAGCCAGCACAUGGACCUGUGCAGAAUGGAGGGACUGCCCUACCCCACCAUGUCCGAGACCAUGGCCGUGUGCUCCCGCCUUGGUGCCUGUCGCCUCCUCCUGGUGGAGCCAAGCAAGAACGACCUGCUUCUUCGUGUGCGACUCAACAUCAGCCAAGAUGAUGUGCUGUAUGCGCUAAAGGAAGAGUGA